This is a messenger RNA of Nerophis lumbriciformis (worm pipefish), 3357 nucleotides long. The record is from RefSeq and is a predicted model, not a curated record. NCBI's taxonomy places the organism in Eukaryota, Metazoa, Chordata, Actinopteri, Syngnathiformes, Syngnathidae.
UUUCAGGGGGCCCGGGGUCAAUUCGGGUACCACUGGCAGAGCCACAAUGUAAAACUGAGCGGAGUGGACGACAUGGUGCUGCUCAGCAAGAUCAACGAGGACGCCAUCGUGGACAACCUGAAGAAGCGCUAUAUGGAUGACUACAUCUUUACAUACAUCGGUCCUGUGCUGAUUUCUGUAAAUCCCUUCAAGCAGAUGCCCUACUUCGGGGAGAAAGAAGUGGAAAUCUAUCAAGGCGCGGCCCAGUAUGAAAACCCUCCUCACAUCUAUGCUCUGGCUGACAACAUGUACAGAAACAUGAUGAUCGACCGAGAAAACCAGUGUGUCAUCAUUAGUGGGGAGAGUGGAGCUGGUAAGACUGUGGCAGCCAAAUACAUUAUGGGAUAUAUCUCCAAAGUGUCAGGAGGCGGACCUAGGGUACAGCACGUCAAAGACAUCAUCCUGCAGUCCAAUCCGCUGCUGGAAGCCUUUGGCAACGCCAAGACUGUUAGGAACAACAACUCCAGUAGAUUUGGGAAAUACUUUGAGAUCCAGUUCAGCAACGGCGGCGAGCCAGACGGAGGGAAAAUCUCCAACUUCCUUCUGGAGAAGUCACGUGUCGUCAUGAGGAAUCCUGGCGAGAGGAGUUUCCAUAUAUUCUAUCAGUUAAUAGAAGGUGCAAGUGAAGACCAGAAGAAAAGCCUCGGAAUCACAAGUUUAGAUUAUUACUCUUACCUCAACCAGUCUGGGUCCUACAAAGUGGACGACAUUAAUGACAAAAACGACUUCCAGGAGACCAUGCAUGCCAUGAAGGUGAUUGGCAUCUCUGACGAAGAUCGCGCCAUGGUGCUUCAGAUUGUGGCUGGGGUCCUGCACGUGGGCAACAUCAGCUUCAAGGAAGCGGGCAACUACGCUGCUGUGGAAAGUGAAGAAUUUCUAGCCUUCCCUGCUUUUUUGCUGGGUAUUGACCAAAAUCGAUUGAAGGAAAAACUGACCAGCCGCAAGAUGGACAGCAAAUGGGGCAGUGCUGUGGAGUCCAUUGACGUCACUUUGAACGUGGAGCAGGCGUGUUACACACGUGAUGCCCUUUCCAAGGCGUUGCACUCUCGUGUCUUUGACUUCCUGGUUGAGUCAAUCAAUAAAGCCAUGGUAAAGGAUCACCAGGAGCUGAAUGUUGGCGUUUUGGACAUUUAUGGAUUUGAGAUUUUCCAAAAAAACGGAUUUGAGCAGUUCUGCAUCAACUUUGUGAAUGAAAAACUGCAGCAAAUUUUCAUUGAGCUCACUCUCAAGGCUGAACAGGAGGAAUAUGUACAAGAGGGCAUAAAGUGGACUCCCAUUGAGUACUUCAAUAACAAGAUUGUCUGCGACCUCAUCGAGAGUAAAAAUCCCCCCGGCAUCAUGAGCAUCCUGGACGACGUGUGCGCCACAAUGCACGCGGUCGGCGAGGGAGCGGACCAGACUAUGCUUCAGAAGCUCCGCAUGCAGAUCAACACACACGAGCACUUCAACAGCUGGAACCAAGGCUUCAUCAUCCACCAUUAUGCUGGCAAGGUGUCCUAUGAUGCUGAAGGAUUUUGCGAAAGGAACCGAGAUGUCCUUUUCAAUGACCUCAUUGAGUUGAUGCAGAGCAGUCAGAUAGCUUUCUUCAGAGCUCUCUUCCCCGAGAACCUCAAUGCGGAGAAGAAGGGUCGGCCCACUACUGCUGGCAGUAAAAUAAAGAAACAAGCCAAUGACCUGGUGAGCACCUUGAUGAAAUGUACUCCCCAUUACAUCCGCUGUAUCAAACCAAACGAGACAAAGAAACCCCGAGACUGGGAAGAAGGCCGUGUGAAGCACCAGGUGGAAUAUCUAGGCCUGAAGGAGAAUAUUAGGGUGAGGCGUGCUGGUUACGCCUACCGCCGCGUCUUCAGGAAGUUUCUCAACAGGUAUGCCAUCCUGACCAAAGAGUCGUGGCCCUCGUGGCAAGGCGAUGAGAAACAAGGCGUCCUUCACCUCAUGCGCUCGGUCAACAUGGACCAGGAUCAGUUCCAGCUGGGCCGUACCAAAGUCUUCGUCAAAGCCCCCGAGUCGCUCUUUCUUCUCGAGGAAACCAGGGAGCGCAAGUUUGACGGUUACGCUAGAACUAUCCAAAAAGCCUGGAGGAAAUUCGUGGCUCGCAAGAAGUACGUCCAGAUGCGCGAGGAAGCGUCCGACCUGCUGCUAAAUCACAAGGAGAGGAGGCGACACAGCCUGAAUAGAAACUUUGUGGGCGACUACCUGGGCAUGGAUGACCGACCCGAGCUUCGCCAGUUUCUGGCCAAGAGGGAGAAGAUCGACUUUGCUGAUAAAGUCACGAAAUAUGAUCGUCGCUUCAAGUCCAUCAAGAGGGACUUGAUCCUGACUCCGAGGUCGGUGUACCUGAUAGGAAGGGAAAAGGUGAAACAGGGACCCGAGAAGGGACAGGUGACUGAGAUUCUCAAGCGCAACAUCCUCGUGGAGAGGAUCUUGGGAGUGUCUCUGAGCACCCUGCAAGACGAUUUCAUGAUCCUACACGAACAGGAGUACGACAGCCUGCUGGAGUGCGUCUUCAAGACAGAGUUCAUCAGCUUACUGGCCCGCAGGUUCGAGGAGAAAACCCAGAGGCCUCUGCCGCUCAAGUUCAGUAACACACUGACGUUGAAGCUGAAAAAGGAGAAUUGGGGGGGCAUUUUGAGCGGAGGAGCCGGUACCCGACAGGUGACCUUCGUUCAGGGUCAAGGCGACGUGGCUGUGCUCAAGCCUUCCAGCAAAAAUCUGCAAGUCAGCAUCGGGCCAGGACUUCCUAGGAACACACGUCCUACCAGACCUAGCAACACACAAAGACGCUCCAGGACUCACCAAAACACGCCUGCACGGCACGCUCCGGGACCUCCAGUCGCUCACCAGAACGGCGGGCUGAAGAACACCAAUCACACGGCCAACGUGAGGAACUCGCUCUAUCGGGAGCACCAGGGUGACGCGGUGCGCCCUCACCUCCCCAGUAAUAACCUUAAUCAGCCCCGGGAAAGGGGCAGCGUAAGACCGCAACAGGGACCCAACCUGGACUUUCUCAAGGUUCCUGAUCAAGGAGCUGCUGGUCGUGGAGUCAACGGAGAAGCUUCAAAUGGAAGAAUAGCUCACCGAGCAUCAACCACCAGGCCUCCGCCGGGGGGUGGACGACCCAAGCCGGCGCCCAAGCCUAAACCUCAGGUUCCCCAGUGCAAAGCCCUGUACGCCUACGACGCCCAGGACACCGACGAACUCAGCUUCAACGCUGACGACAUCAUCGACAUAAUCAAAGAGGACGCUUCUGGUUGGUGGUCAGGACGUCUGCGAGGGAAGCAGGGACUUUUCCCCAACAACUACGUGGCCAAGAUCUAG